GAAUAGCGGAAGAAGAAGGGGUAACAGUCACCCUGCAGCCACCGAGUGUAAAUGAACGACGUUCAUCUACUGAUAUGUCUGCAGGUUGUGUGAAGUGGCUUCUAAGUCACACAGUGAAAACUGUGUCCAGCACCAGGCCUGGCUACUGGACACCAGCAUCACAAUUAGCAAUAUGCUAUAAAAGACAUAACCUCAUCGCUGCCUCAUGGAGAUGGUCACCUUUUUCCACAGAGGUUGAAGGUACAGAGCAGACGCCUGCACCAAAGAAAAAGAAGCAGGAUCCCCGGGCUCGUGUCUCAGUCAGCAGUGUUGGCCGAAAGAUCCCUCAGCGAGAGAUUCAGGUGAUCAGCGAAACUGGUGAGAAUCUGGGCAUCAUGCAUCGAGCUGAUGUAAUCAAAGUCAUGGAUGAGAGGAGUCUCAAAUUAGUACUACUGAGUGAACACAAAGACCCCGCGGUUUACAGACUGAUGAGUGGCAAGCAGAUCCACGAGGAGCAGCUGAAACUGCGAGAGAAAAACAAGGCGAAAGCAGUUCCUGUGCAGGUGAAGGAGCUCACCUUUUCAGCUGGCAUGGCAGCUCAUGACCUCACCACCAAACUGAAACAAGUAGAGAAUUGGUUGAAGAAGAACCACCACAUUAGGAUCACUCUGCAGGCAAAAGGUGCAAAACCCGCUGUUGACCUGGACACGGCUCUGGAGCAAAUGGUGGAACAGAUGGAGGUAAUGGUGGGGUUUGUUGCCAAACCAAAAGUCAUAAGAGAUGGUCAAGCAGCCACGUGCAUCCUCAGACCGCCGUCAGCGAAAGAACUGUCACAAAAAAGGAAAAACAAAGCUGAGCCACAGUCCACACAAUCCCCGUCUGAGGCACAUCAGAGUCAAACGCCUCCUGUUAGCAGCACAGACAAAACAACAGUAAUGUGAUAGAAAUAAAACUUUUUCACAAAA
Melanotaenia boesemani (Boeseman's rainbowfish) is the source of this 944-nucleotide messenger RNA. RefSeq names its product mitochondrial translational initiation factor 3 (gene mtif3). Gene Ontology annotation, molecular function: translation initiation factor activity; ribosome binding. Gene Ontology annotation, cellular component: mitochondrion. Gene Ontology annotation, biological process: mitochondrial translational initiation; ribosome disassembly. The transcript has 4 exons. The record is from RefSeq and is a predicted model, not a curated record. NCBI's taxonomy places the organism in Eukaryota, Metazoa, Chordata, Actinopteri, Atheriniformes, Melanotaeniidae. Bases 75 to 920 code for a protein of 281 amino acids.